UACAAGUCUGGUGUCUCUCCCGCUGCUCCCGACUCAAGGUGUUCACUUCAUCUCUGUCUGACCACGGAGAGAGGGAGAGCUCGUCAUGCUGAGGAACGGCACGUACAGAAGCAUGUAUCAGGGAGAAGAGGCGAGGCUGCGCAGCGGGACUCUGGCUGUGGCUCGGGAGAGGAAACACCUUGCUCUGUGCAUUAAUAACCAGGAAGAAGUGAAGAGGUAUCAUCGCUACUGCAAUCACAGUGGAGGGCAAGCAGUUCCCAAGAUGGAGAGAAGCCGUCCCCGUAGGAGUGAGGAAGAGGAUGACAAUAGCCCUCGUCACAGAGAGCAACAAAAGUACCUGGAAAUCAAUGCUAUUGUGAUUCAGCGGGCUUGGCGUGCAAGCACAUCCCGCAGAGAGAGCCGGCAGGGACAAGGGGAGAGCCACGGUAGCCAGAGUCGGGGUGAGACGGUGCCUUCUGAGGGCCUCCAGGAACCUGUGGUGACCACUGAUCUUUCUCCGGAGCAGCUGAAGAGCCUCCAGAGUGGCUUCAAGCAUGUUAAUGAUGGGGGUUUCCAGCUGCAGAGUGAUCAUCUGACAAUGGACCUAGACAACAACAUCAAUAUCAACAUGCCACCCAUUGAGACCAAGGUGUUGAUUAUCCAGCGGGCUUGGCGUGACUUCCUCCAGAGACAGGAAGCGGAGAAGAGGAGCCCCUCGCCACCUUCCCUCUCCUCCUCUGACAAGAUGAGCAUGUCAAUCAGCAUGACAACCCUGUCAGAUGGCAGCACCCCAGAUUAUCGGGAGGAUGGCAUGGACCUGGGGAGUGAUGCAUCCAGUCGCUCCAGCUCAGAGUCCAAUUCCAACAAGGUCACACCUUGCUCCCCUUCUCUUGACCUGGCCACUUUGGAGGACUACAAAUCCUCCCCCUCUCUGGACCUGGUCACCUUAGAGGACUAUGAGGAAGAUGAGGACUACCAAGAGUAUAAGAAGAAGGUGAUAGAGGAGUGGGAGAGUGAGUAUGGAGAGGACUACACCUCUCCACAGCUUCCUGGUCAGGAGGAAGGUGGAGGAGGCGUUGUUGGGGAGGACAUUCUCAGUGAGGGCUACAGGAAGACAGUGAACAGUCGCAGCCUCGCUGAAGAAUUGGAGGAUGUGAAGACUGUCCCGCCCCUCCCAGCUUCCAGUGGACAAACAGCCACCUCGGUCGCAGCCGUCCCAGAGGAACUGAAACAGAACGGCAACCUGAUUUUGCCCAGGAGCCACCAGUUCAACUCCCCCGGUACACCACAGAGCGGCACAGGGACUCCUAAGCCCCGCCACCGAAGCUCCAGCAAAGGCAGGGGGAGCCGCAGCACUGCCAGUGGUGGUGGUAGUGGCGGAGGAGGCAGUGGAGGGACUGGGGGACGGAUGGGGGGAUACAAAGAGGAGGAGGUUGUAGAGGAAGAGCCUUUGCCCACCAUGGACUGGGCCGCCCUUGAGAGGCACCUGGCUGGGCUGCAGUGCAGAGAGCAGGAGAACCAGAACCUCAACCACAACCAGAACCACAUCAUGGGCAAGACCAACUACACCUCGGCCCAAAAGAAUGAGAGGGAGUCAAUCAGGCAGAAGUUGGCCCUUGGCAGUUUCUUCGACGAUGGGCCGGGCAUCUACACCAGCUGCAGCAAGAGCGGCAAACCCAGCCUGUCCUCACGGCUUCAGAGUGGGAUGAACCUACAGAUCUGUUUUGUCAACGACAGCGGCAGCGACAAGGACAGCGAUGCUGAUGACAGCAAGACAGAGACCAGUCUGGACACACCUCUGUCCCCCAUGUCCAAGCAGAGUUCAUCCUACUCGGACAGGGACACCACAGAGGACGACUCUGAGUCUCUGGAGGACAUGGACUUUGUUAGUCGACAGAAGAAGCUGCAAGCGGAGGCAAAGCUGGCCCUGGCUAUGGCCAAACCCAUGGCAAAGAUGCAGGUGGAGGUGGAGAAACAGAACCGCAAGAAAUCACCAGUGGCCGACCUGCUUCCACACAUGCCUCACAUCAGUGAGUGUCUAAUGAAAAGAAGCCUGAAGCCCACCGACUUGAGAGAUAUGACGCUGGGACAGCUCCAGGUUAUAGUCAAUGACCUGCACUCCCAGAUUGAGAGUCUGAAUGAGGAGCUUGUACAGUUGCUGCUGAUUCGGGAUGAACUACACAUGGAGCAAGAUGCCAUGCUGGUUGACAUAGAGGACCUCACCAGGCAUGCCGAGAGCCAACAGAAACAUUUGGCUGAGAGGACCCUAUCCAAAUAAGAUGCCAGUCCCUGCUCCACCCUUCCCCACCCUACCAAGCUAAGCUCCCGCUCCCAACCAGACUUUUCCCCUCUGGCCAUUCCACCUCGGCCCCGUGUCGAUCCAAACCCUGCCCGCUUUCCCAAGUAUUUUGCUCCUUGCUGCUUCCCCAUCUCCCCUUGUCUACCUUUCUGUCCAACCCACUGCAGCAGCAGCACCUGUGGUUUUCUCCCAGCGCUAAGGAUGGAGGAGCUCUUCCUGGGAGAAAAAGGAAACUGAUUGUGUGUUGUCAUGGAUUCUGUCCCCAGCUUCCUGUGCAGUGAUCGGCCUUGCUUUGCUAUUGUUUCUUUUUAACUUUCUACAUUCGCCACUAAAUUAUAACUGUCAAAUGCAACAAUUGUGGGAAAAAAUAAAAUAAUAGUGAAAAAUUAAGUAGAAAGUCAGUCAUGAGAAAAAAAAGAAACUAACUUCUUCAAGACCAUUUUAAGUUGGACAGUAAUUUUCAAGUAUUUCAAAGUCGACCUGUUUUUAUUCUGCACAAAUGGUAGUUUUCAACUGAGAAAUGUUUAUUUGAAGGUGCUAAAAGAGUGUAAGGAAACAUGCCUGCCUUGUAGUGGAGUUGUAGCUUUUGGUAACGUUCACUCUAAUUGCUCUUCAACAUUUUGUGAAUGUUGAUUUUCUGACACAAGUCAUUUUAAAUGAAUAAGUGUGUUAAUAUCGUUUUCAUCCUACUGUAAUCAGAAACUUUAUUUGAGGGAAGAAAUGUUUAUGUACAGAUAUGUAAAAUAAAGAAUAAACUUUGUUUCAUAUA
Messenger RNA from Eleginops maclovinus (Patagonian blennie), 3047 nucleotides. It is a transcript of the gene schip1, whose product is annotated as schwannomin interacting protein 1. Gene Ontology annotation, molecular function: protein binding. Gene Ontology annotation, biological process: positive regulation of hippo signaling. Bases 86 to 2257 code for a protein of 723 amino acids. The transcript is spliced from 15 exons. The record is from RefSeq and is a predicted model, not a curated record. Gene Ontology annotation, cellular component: plasma membrane; cell junction. Lineage: Eukaryota; Metazoa; Chordata; Actinopteri; Perciformes; Eleginopidae.